CGCGGCCGGUGCGCACCCGCCUCCCCCGCCCCCUCCCCAACCCUUCCCCGCGCUCGCCCCGGUCCUCCCCCCCCCCUCCCGGCCCCGUUUCCCCCCGCCGGGCGGGGAGGAUGGAAACACCCUUCUACCAUGAUGAUGUGUUGAGCGGCCUCGGCAGCGGCUUCGCCCCGUCCUCCGGCAGCAGCGGGCUCCUCCCCUUCCCUGGCGGCAGCAUGAUGAAGAAGGACGCGCUCGGCAUGGCCUUACCGGAGCAGUUGGCGGCGGCGCUGAAAGCCCCCGGCGCGGCCAGCGGCGAGGCGGCGGGGCUGCUGGGCUCGGCCGAGCUGGGGCUGCUCAAACUGGCGUCGCCGGAGCUGGAGCGGCUCAUCAUCCAGUCCAACGGGCUGGUCACCACCCCGACGAGCGGGCAGUUCCUCUACCCUAAAGCGGCCGCCUCCGAGGAGCAGGAGUUCGCCGAGGGCUUCGUGAAGGCGCUGGAGGACUUGCACAAGCAGAACCAGCUGGGCGGCGGCGCGGCGGGGAGCGCGGCGGCGGAGGAGGGAGCGGCGGCGGCGGCGAGCGGCGGCGCGGGCGAGCUGCCCGCCGCCGGGAUGGCCCCGGAGCCGCCGGUCUACGCCAACCUCAGCACCUCCGCCGUCAGCUACGCCGCCGACCCGGGGCCCUUCGCGGCGCCGCCGCCCGCGGCUCCGCCGCCGCCGCCGCCCCCGCCGCCGCUGAAGGACGAGCCGCAGAUCGUGCGAGUGCCGAGUUUCGGGGAGAGCCCGCCGCUGUCCCCCAUCGACAUGGACACGCAGGAGCGCAUCAAGGCGGAGCGGAAGCGGCUGAGGAACCGCAUCGCCGCCUCCAAGUGCCGCAAGAGGAAGCUGGAGCGGAUCUCCCGGCUGGAGGAGAAGGUGAAGAGCCUCAAGAGCCAGAACACGGAGCUCGCCUCCACCGCCAGCCUGCUCCGCGAGCAGGUCGCCCAGCUCAAGCAGAAGGUGCUCAGCCACGUCAACAGCGGCUGCCAGCUCCUGCCCCAGCACCAGCAUCAGGUGCCGGCGUACUGACCGGGGGGGCCCGAGCCCGGGAACGGACUUUGAGGGGUCCCGGGCACGGACCGAG
Chiroxiphia lanceolata (lance-tailed manakin) is the source of this 1101-nucleotide messenger RNA. It is a transcript of the gene JUND, whose product is annotated as JunD proto-oncogene, AP-1 transcription factor subunit. NCBI's taxonomy places the organism in Eukaryota, Metazoa, Chordata, Aves, Passeriformes, Pipridae. Gene Ontology annotation, cellular component: transcription regulator complex. The record is from RefSeq and is a predicted model, not a curated record. Gene Ontology annotation, molecular function: RNA polymerase II cis-regulatory region sequence-specific DNA binding; transcription factor binding; DNA-binding transcription factor activity, RNA polymerase II-specific. Gene Ontology annotation, biological process: regulation of transcription by RNA polymerase II; regulation of cell population proliferation; regulation of cell cycle.